AGCCUAGGCAGCUGCGCAGAGGCGCGGCGGCUGGACGGUUGGGGGAUUGUCAACAUGCCGGUCGUCCGGAAGAUUUUCCGCCGCCGCCGGGGCGACUCGGAGUCAGAGGAAGAUGAGCAGGACUCAGAGGAGGUUCGGUGCGUUUGGGGCGGGGCUCCCAUGGGCCUGGUAGGAGAUAGACUUGCUUGGGGGACUCACCACCGGCUGGGCGCUUCGCUGACAUUGUUAACUGAGCCUGGAUGGUGGUUCCUUCUGCGGACGCAGAAAUUGAGGCUCAAGUGGUGAGGCCGCGAACCCAAGCCCGCACAAUUGGGAGAGAUGCCUCCGGGAUGCGCAGUGGCUCUGACUCCCGGUGAGUCUAGGCACAAGGUCGUCCUCUGGACCCCUGUGCUGGUGGCUCAGCAGCGGGGCUGGGAUGCCCUCGAAGGUACCUUGUUGGCUCUGUUAGCUUUGGGUUCCGCGGGGAGUCACUCAGCCUAUGCAUUGCUCCUUCUUCUUCUUCUUUUUUUUAAAAGAUUAAAACUGGAAGAGACCAGAGAGGUACAGAACUUGAGGAAGAGGCCCAACGGGGUGAGUGCUGUGGCCCUGCUGGUGGGAGAGAAGGUACAAGAGGAGACAACUCUAGUGGAUGAUCCCUUUCAGAUGAAGACAGGUGGUAUGGUGGAUAUGAAGAAACUGAAGGAAAGGGGCAAAGAUAAGAUCAGUGAGGAGGAGGACCUGCACCUGGGGACAUCGUUUUCUGCAGAAACCAACAGACGGGAUGAGGAUGCAGACAUGAUGAAGUACAUUGAGACAGAGCUAAAGAAGAGGAAAGGGAUCGUGGAACAUGAGGAACAGAAAGUUAAGCCAAAGAAUGCAGAGGAUUGUCUUUAUGAACUUCCCGAAAACAUCCGUGUUUCCUCAGCAAAGAAGACCGAGGAAAUGCUUUCCAACCAGAUGCUGAGUGGCAUUCCUGAGGUGGACCUGGGCAUCGAUGCUAAAAUUAAAAAUAUAAUUUCCACGGAGGAUGCCAAGGCCCGUCUGCUGGCAGAGCAGCAGAACAAGAAGAAAGACAGCGAGACCUCCUUCGUGCCUACCAACAUGGCCGUGAAUUACGUGCAGCACAACAGAUUUUAUCAUGAAGAGCUCAAUGCACCCAUCCGGAGAAACAAAGAAGAGCCCAAGGCCCGGCCCUUGAGAGUAGGCGACACGGAGAAGCCAGAGCCUGAGCGGUCCCCUCCUAACCGCAAGCGUCCUGCUAACGAGAAGGCAACUGAUGACUAUCAUUAUGAGAAGUUCAAGAAAAUGAAUAGGCGGUACUGAGCUGUGCAGAGUGGGAUGUAAAUAGCGCCUUCCUCUCCCUAUAUCCCUCCCAUGAAACAUGGCUUCCUGUCCGGGCAUGGUGGCUCAGGCCUGUAAUCCCAGCACUUUGGGAGGCCGAGGUGGGUGGAUCACCCAAGGUCAGGAGUUUGAGACCAGCCUGACAAACAUGGAGAAACCCUGUCUCUACUAAAAACACAAAAAAGUUAGCCGGGCGUGGUGGCACAUGCCUGUAAUCCCAGCUACUCGGGAAGCUGAGGCAGGAGAAUCAAUUGAACCCGAGACGCAGAGGUUGCGGUGAGCCGAGAUUGCACCAUUGCACUCUAGCCUGGGCAACAAGAGCAAAACUGUCUCAAAAAAAAGAAAAGAAAAAUGGCUUCCUGGACAGAGCAUGCUCAUUUGCUAGCGAACAGUUCCAGAAAGAGACCCUAUUGGUCCUUCUGCUUACCUGCUGGAUUUUUCAGGCACUAAAUUUAUAACUUUUUGAAACAAAACAAUGUGUAAUUUUCCAUUUGGGGGCAAACUCUAUUCUUGUGAGCAUUAUUAAAUCUUGUUUGUAAAUAUAUUGUCUUUCUCUUAAUAUUUGCUCUGGGUCAGGAAGAAACUUCACGGUGUGAUAAUACCCUUUAGCUUGUGCUUUCAUCAUUAUAGACGCAUCGUGUCUUCUGCUUUCACAUAUCUGGGAUGGGGUCAGACAUGCAUCCUCCAUUGAUUAGAGUGGGUCCAACUGACAAAAAUCUAGGAUGAGAUCAGAAGGAUACUGGUGUUUUCUGACUUUUACAAAAUUACUUGUUUGUUUUCAUUAAAAAAGAAGCAUAAACUAUGUUUCUUAUUACUAUUAGAAUUGAUUUAUUAAAUUUCAAAAUGAAUCCAA
This is a messenger RNA of Mandrillus leucophaeus (drill), 2173 nucleotides long. It is a transcript of the gene CUNH9orf78, whose product is annotated as chromosome unknown open reading frame, human C9orf78. Bases 319 to 1302 code for a protein of 327 amino acids. The transcript is spliced from 8 exons. NCBI's taxonomy places the organism in Eukaryota, Metazoa, Chordata, Mammalia, Primates, Cercopithecidae. Gene Ontology annotation, cellular component: spliceosomal complex. The record is from RefSeq and is a predicted model, not a curated record. Gene Ontology annotation, biological process: mRNA splicing, via spliceosome.